Wickerhamiella sorbophila is the source of this 711-nucleotide messenger RNA. Its product is annotated as Eukaryotic translation initiation factor 3 subunit G. The record is from RefSeq and is a predicted model, not a curated record. The transcript has a single exon. NCBI's taxonomy places the organism in Eukaryota, Fungi, Ascomycota, Dipodascomycetes, Dipodascales, Trichomonascaceae. The coding region runs from base 1 to 711 and encodes 236 amino acids. Gene Ontology annotation, molecular function: RNA binding; translation initiation factor activity. Gene Ontology annotation, cellular component: eukaryotic translation initiation factor 3 complex; cytoplasm.
AUGGCCACUGUAGGAACGCUCCCCGCACCAGUUGUCACAGAUAAUGGAGACGGUUUGAAGACCAUCGUGUUCUACCGCCUGAACGAGGCCGGCAAAAAAGUGAAGGUCACGCAAAAAGUUCGUGAGACCGAAGUCGCCAGGUCCAUUGAGGGCCAGAUCGAAGCCCGCCGCCAGUGGGCGUGUUACCGCAACAAGGACGCUCCCGCGCCCAGUGUCGAAGAGAAUGUCCAGCUUAAACUGUUCCCCAAGACCGCCAAGCCCGAAAAGGGCCAGGACGCUGCGCCCCCCAAGCGCCGCGUUGCCAGCAUCGUCUGCCGAACUUGCCAGGGCGACCACUACACAAACGCAUGCCCCUACAAAGAAAAGCUCGGUAUUGUCACCGAGCCUGCUAUUCCCGAGACAACCCCUGGUCGCUAUCAGCCCCCCACGCGCGGUGGCAUGUAUGCCCGCGAGGAGCGCGACGACUCUGCUACUUUGCGGGUAUCUAACUUGCCUGACUCCAUCAACGAGGACGUUUUGGCUGCCUUAUUCGGCCGCAAUGGCCGCCGUAUUGUCCGCUGCCACGUAGCACGCAACAAGGACACUCAUCAAAGCCGUGGCUUUGCCUUCAUUGCAUUUGACACUCGCGAGAGUGCUGAAAGAGCCAAGCAGGAGCUCCAUGGUAAGGCCAUUGGCCAUUUGGUUAUGUACGUCGACUUCCCAAGAAAAUAG